Ostrea edulis (European flat oyster) is the source of this 2849-nucleotide messenger RNA. RefSeq names its product 26S proteasome non-ATPase regulatory subunit 2-like. Gene Ontology annotation, cellular component: proteasome regulatory particle, base subcomplex; proteasome complex; proteasome storage granule. Gene Ontology annotation, molecular function: enzyme regulator activity. The coding region runs from base 39 to 2729 and encodes 896 amino acids. Gene Ontology annotation, biological process: proteasome-mediated ubiquitin-dependent protein catabolic process; regulation of protein catabolic process. The record is from RefSeq and is a predicted model, not a curated record. The transcript has 22 exons. Lineage: Eukaryota; Metazoa; Mollusca; Bivalvia; Ostreida; Ostreidae.
AGAUCACAUAACGAGAAUCACCGGCUUCAAAAAGCAACAUGGCGGACAAAAAAGACGAAGGAAAAGAGAAGCAAGAGAAAGAAACAAAGAAACCAGAAGAAAAGGAGCAGGAAUUAUCUGAAGAAGACAAACAACUUCAAGAUGAACUUAAUAUGUUGGUUGAAAGACUGAAGGAGGCUGAUCAAAGGCUUUAUAAACCAGCCCUGGAGAGCUUGAGAUCCCAGAUCAGGGCCUCCACAACAUCAAUGACAUCUGUGCCUAAGCCACUCAAAUUUCUUCGUCCACAUUACGACUCACUGAAAGAAGUUCAUGAGAAUAUAAAAGAUGAUGAAACAAAGAGAUUCUGCGCUGACAUUAUAUCAGUGUUGGGAAUGACAAUGAAUGACAACAGGGACAGUUUGAAGUACAGAUUGAUGGGCUCCAAAGAAGAAAUUGGGUCAUGGGGUCAUGAGUAUGUCAGACACUUGGCUGGACAGGUGGCACAAGAAUGGCAGGAAACAGAGGAAACUAACAAAGAAAUGAGGGAGCGUCUCCUGAAAAUGACAAAGGAGAUUGUUCCCUACCACAUGGACCACAACGCAGAGGCUGAAGCCUGUGAUCUGUUAAUGGAGAUAGAAAAGCUGGACUUACUCAAGAAUUAUGUGGAUGAAAAUGCCUACUCUCGUGUCUGUCUGUAUCUUACAAGUUGUGUGCCCUAUGUGCCAGACCCCGAGAACACAACAUUAUUAAAGUCAGCUGUAGAAUUGUACAGGAAAUUCGACCAGUAUCCACAAGCCCUUCGAUUUGCCAUGCAGUUGAAUGACAUGGCACUCGUAGAGGAAAUCUUCCUAUCCUGUAAAGACAUUUUAAUGCAGAAACAGUUAGCAUACAUGUUGGGACGUCAGCAGAUUUUCUUAGAACUCAGUGAUGAUGUGGAGGAGUACGAUGAAUUAACAGAAAUCAUGUCUAAUGCUAACUUGAAUAACAACUUCAUGGCACUGGCCAGAGAGUUGGAUAUUAUGGAACCCAAGAUACCAGAGGAUAUAUAUAAAUCUCAUUUGGAACAAACACGGAGUACAUUAGGACCCUCAAAUGUGGACUCUGCUCGACAGAAUUUAGCUGCUUCAUUUGUUAAUGGAUUUGUAAAUGCAGGUUUUGGACAAGAUAAAAUAUUGAAAGAAGAUGGAAACAAAUGGUUACAUAAAAACAAAGAUCAUGGUAUGUUAAGUGCGACUGCUUCUCUUGGUUUGGUACUACUAUGGGAUGUAGACAGUGGCCUCACACAGAUUGAUAAAUACUUGUACUCAUCAGAGGAUUUUAUAAAGGCUGGUGCAUUGUUAGCUUGUGGUAUUGUUAACUCCGGGGUGAGGAAUGAAUGUGACCCUGCUUUAGCCCUAUUGUCAGAUUAUGUUUCUCAUAAUACAAGUAUCAUGAGGAUUGGAGCCAUAGUGGGACUUGGUCUAGCGUAUGCAGGAUCUAACAGAGAAGAUGUUUUAGCUUUAAUACUGCCAGUGCUGGGUGAAAGCAAAGCUAACAUGGAGGUAAUAGGAAUGGCUGCCUUGGCAUGUGGAAUGAUUUCAGUAGGAAGUAGUAAUGGUGAUGUGACCUCUACCAUCCUACAGACAAUGAUGGAAAGAUCAGAAUCAGAUCUGAAGGAAACCUACAGCAAGUUUCUGGCUCUGGGCCUGGCUCUUACAUAUCUAGGGAAGCAGGAUGCUGUGGAUGCCACGCUGGAAGCGCUGAAUGUGAUAACAGAACCACUUAAGUCAAUGGCCAGGAUGCUUGUAGAUGUCUGUGCAUACGCAGGAACUGGCAAUGUACUAAAAAUACAACAUUUGUUACAUGUGUGUUCAGAACAUGAUGACUCCAAAGAUCAGGAGAAUAAUGAAAAGAAAGAUGAUAAGAAGAAAGAUAAGGACAAAAAGGAGGAGAAAAAAGAAGAAUCCCCAAAUGCAGAUUUGUCUAUUCAACAGGGCAUGGCUGUACUGGGUAUAGCUCUGAUUUCCAUGGGAGAGGAUGUUGGAGCUGAAAUGUCUUUCAGAACUUUUGGGCAUUUGUUACGUUAUGGAGAGGUGGCCAUCAAGCGAGCAGUACCUCUAGCUCUUGGUCUGAUCUCGGUAUCCAAUCCUAAAUUACAAAUCCUUGACACCCUCAGCAAGUUCUCUCAUGAUAGUGACCCAGAAGUCUCCCAUAAUGCUAUCUUAGCCAUGGGAAUAGCGGGAGCAGGUACAAAUAAUGCCCGAUUGGCAGCCAUGCUCCGACAGCUUGCUGUCUAUCAUCAGAAGGACCCUAACAACCUGUUCAUGGUGCGUCUAGCCCAGGGACUGACUCACUUAGGGAAGGGCACCUUAACUCUCUGUCCCUACCAUAGUGACAAAGCUCUGAUGUCCCCAGUAGCUGUGGCUGGACUGAUGGCUGUCAUGACAGCUUGUCUAGAUGUCAAAACAUUAAUUCUUGGAAAAUCCCAUUACAUCUUGUAUCAUCUUGUCUCUGCAAUGCAACCGAGGAUGCUCACCACAUUUGAUGAAGAAUUGCGACCUCUCCCAGUUCACGUUCGAGUUGGCCAGGCUGUUGAUGUGGUGGGACAGGCAGGAAAACCCAAAACAAUCACAGGUUUCCAGACCCACACUACCCCGGUGUUGUUGGCAUAUGGGGAGCGGGCAGAGCUGGCCACAGAAGAAUACAUCCCUUUGAGCCCCAUUAUGGAAGGAUUUGUGAUACUAAGGAAAAACCCUGACUAUGAGGCUUAGACAUUUUUGUGUAAAUUAUUGUCAAGAACACUUGUGAACUUUUGUUUAUUAAGAAAUAUGUCUGUAAUGUUUAUUAAUCUAAUGAAGAAGAAAAAAUACAAAAUAAAAAUUGCAAAACGA